UGGUGCGAGCGAAGACUGGCGCUUGCAUUCCCAGCUGGACAAGUUGGACAGAGUCUGAAGGUGAGCCCGGCUUUAAUUCUCCAUAAAUGCCUCGAAAAGCAAAAUAACAUUUGGAUCAAAGAAAGACAAGAAUUUAAGCCGCUUGUUGUGUAUUGUGAUCGUUCAGGUCCAACAUUUGAAGGCUGUGGCGGAAUCAUUUUAUCAAGUGGCUGUGAAAUUGCGCAACCAUGGACAGCGUGGCCAACUGGCUGGUGGACAACAAGGACAAGAUUGAGAAAGCGGUGUACAUCACAGGGGAAGUGGCAGAGGUCCUGGCCGCCACGGUGGGCCAGCUGCACCCCCUCCUGGAGGCCGUUUUCAGCGGCGUGGCCCAGAUCUGCAGCAACCCGGAGGGCAAGGAGGCCCUCUACUUGAGACAGAAGAUCGAGCAGGUCAACCAGAAGCUGGUGUGCAUCCAGCGCGAAACCGACCAGAUCGCCCUGGAGCUGCAGAGGGCGGCCAUGAACGAGCAGAACUUCGACCGUGAGGCGCACAUACUGGGCCAGUACGAAAAGUUCCAGGAGUUCAUCAACGCCAAGCCCAGCAUGAAGGAGGAGAAGAAGGAGACGUUCAUCACGUAUUACAAGAUCACGAAUACCGACUUGAACUUGGACGCCCUCUUCAACGCCGUCACGGGGGAGAACAUGGCCGGCGUCCCCAUACUGGACACGGUGGUUGUCACGGCGAAGAGGAGCCGCAGGGCGGUGGAGGACUUCUGCGCUCGGCUCAAGAAGCUCUUUGUGAUGGGCCUCAUCGCCAUCAUGGGCUACACCGCCCUUCGAGAAGGCCCGGUGGAAACGGGCCUGACGACCAAGUGGCACGAGCGGAUGGAGGCUGUGGAGAAGCUCAUGAAAGCGGCCGUGGACCAAUGCACGGAGAACUUCAUGGACCAGGCCAAGCUGGACCUGGAGGAAGCACUCAAAGAGAAGGCCUCCUGCGCGGUCAGCGAGGACUUGACGCGUUCGCUGCUCUCGGCGCUGGUCAAGAAGUACGACUGGGUCAACUGGUCGGUGCGCGCCUUCAACAGCCGCGAGCGCAUCUUCUUCUACAACUGGCUGGCGGGAUGCAAGUGCCACGGCAGCGCCGGGGCCAACUGGUUCAAGCUGACCAUGGACAACAAGGUCAAGGUGGUGGUGUCCUUCUGCGUGGACCCGCCGCCCAUCGACAAGACUCGCAUCUCCAAGCAGAUCGAGCAGCAGCGGCUGAAGGGCAACAUGAUGGCUGUGGCCCGGAUGGUCAACCGCUGCUUCCCUGACUGCCUGGUGCACGCUGUCAGCCACCACAAGGAGGUGGUGGAGUCCAACAACUUCAACGUGGAGUCCUACUACUACGCCAGGCAGAAGCGGGCCUUCUUCUACAUCCACCCGCUGUAGAGCCGUGCUGAUGUGCUGGAAUAUCUGAACUGGCAGGGGGACAUAUGAUGGAAAAUGCACAUUUUAUUUGUCGACUCAGUGUUUGUUGCCGUAUGGAUUUCUUCUUUUCUUUUUGGGGAGAGAAUGUGGUCCACUUUUUUUGUUUUUCACAAAUGCAUAUGAACAAGUGUCAGAUUGCCGAUAAGCGCAAGCAAAAAGAUGGCGCCGGUCGGCUUCACCGUGUCGGCAAAGAUGAGCAUGUUUGAGCUUUGCAAAAGUAACUGAGCAGCAGCGAGCCAGGCGGCCUGUUUGCGUAAACGCUCCCGUUGUGUAAGACGGA
Messenger RNA from Syngnathus acus (greater pipefish), 1731 nucleotides. RefSeq lists its product as uncharacterized. The transcript has 2 exons. NCBI's taxonomy places the organism in Eukaryota, Metazoa, Chordata, Actinopteri, Syngnathiformes, Syngnathidae. The coding region runs from base 228 to 1412 and encodes 394 amino acids. The record is from RefSeq and is a predicted model, not a curated record.